AUGGCGGCGCCGGCGAUAUGGCAGCCGCAGGAGCAGGGGCUCCACGAGAUCUGCACCCUCCUGGAGGCGCACAUCUCCCCCAACUCCGACCAGGCCCGCAUCUGGCAGCAGCUCCAGCAGUACAGCCAGUUCCCGGACUUCAACAACUACCUAGUCUUCAUCCUGACCCGCGGAGAGGGGAAAUCUAUUGAAGCUAGACAGGCAGCUGGUCUACUACUGAAAAACAAUUUGCGAACGACUUUCAGUUCGAUGCCACCUCCGUUCCAGCAUUAUGUUAGGUCUGAGCUGUUACCAUGUAUAGGGGCAACCAAUAGGGCAAUUAGAUCCACAGUUGGAACAGUGAUCAGUGUACUUUUCCAAAUUGUACGAGUUGCUGGAUGGAUUGAGUUGUUUCAGGCACUCCAUAAGUGUUUGGAUAGUAAUGACCUGGAUCACAUGGAAGGUGCUAUGGAUGCGAUAUACAAGAUCUGUGAGGAUGUCCCUGAAGAGCUCGAUGUUGAUGUUCCUGGUUUGUCUGAACGACCGAUCAAUGUGUUUAUGCCGAGAAUACUGCAGUUUUUCCAGUCACCACAUGCUACUUUGAGAAAACUAUCGUUGGGUUGCGUAAAUCAGUACAUAGUAGUGAUGCCAUCGGCACUCUACAUGUCUAUGGAUCAGUAUAUUCAGGGAUUAUUCAACCUUGCAAAGGACCCUUCAGCAGAUGUUCGGAAACUGGUUUGUUCAGCCUGGGUUCAGCUCAUUGAAGUUCGUCCAUCAAUUCUGGAGCCACAUCUUAAAAAUGUUACUGAAUUGAUCCUGCAAGCUAAUAAAGAUUCAGAUGAUGAAGUCGCCCUGGAAGCUUGCGAGUUCUGGUCUGCAUACUGUGAUGUGAGUAUGCCACCUGAAGGUUUACGGGAGUUCUUGCCACGCUUAAUCCCGACUUUGUUGUCGAACAUGGUAUAUGCGGAUGAUGAUGAGUCUCUUGAUGAUGCUGAGGAAGAUGAAUCCUUUCCAGACAGGGACCAGGAUUUGAAGCCCCGCUUCCAUGCCUCUCGAUUGCAUGGAUCAGAAACUGGAGAUGACGAUGAUGAUGAUGAUGCUGUAAAUGUCUGGAACCUGCGGAAGUGUAGUGCUGCUGGGUUGGAUGUUCUCUCUAAUGUGUUUGGUGACAGCAUCCUUCCAACUUUAAUGCCAUUGAUUGAGCAAAACUUGGUUCGAACAGAUGAUGAUUCUUGGAAGGAGAGGGAAACUGCUGUUUUGUGUCUAGGCGCUAUAGCAGAGGGGUGCAUUAGUGGUCUAUACCCGCACCUUCCUCAGAUUGUUGCCUUCCUAAUCCCCCUUUUUGAUGACAAAUUUCCUCUUAUACGGAGUAUUACAUGUUGGACGCUCUCUCGAUACAGCAAAUUCAUUGUUCAGAGCCUUGAUCAUCCAAAUGGACGUGAACAAUUUGAUAAGAUUCUCAUGGGAUUGCUCAGAAGGAUAUUGGAUACUAACAAAAGAGUGCAAGAGGCUGCUUGUUCGGCGUUUGCUACUCUUGAAGAGGAAGCUUCCGAAGAAUUAGUACCCCACCUGGAAGUAAUUUUGCAGCACCUCAUGUGUGCCUAUGGAAAAUACCAGAGACGAAAUCUCCGGAUACUCUAUGACGCCCUUGGUACCCUGGCUGAUGCUGUUGGAGCAGAAUUAAAUCAGGCGAAAUAUCUAGAUGUAUUUAUGCCACCUUUAAUCACGAAGUGGCAGCAACUUUCCAACUCUGACAAAGAUCUAUUUCCACUCCUUGAAUGCUUUACAUCUAUUGCACAGGCAUUGGGACCAGGAUUUGCUCAGUUUGCGGAACCAGUGUUUCAAAGGUGCAUCAAUCUUAUCCAAUCGCAACAGUUGGCAAAGAUUGAUCCUACUGCAGCUGGUGCGGUGUAUGAUAGAGAAUUCAUUGUUUGUUCGUUGGACCUACUGUCAGGACUUGCAGAAGGUCUUGGCGCUGGUAUUGAAAGUCUUGUUGCACAGAGCAGUUUGAGAGAUCUACUUUUGCAAUGCUGCAUGGAUGAAGCAGCUGAUGUUCGACAAAGUGCCCUUGCCCUUCUUGGAGACCUUUCUAGGGUUUGCCCAAUACAUUUGCAUCCACGCCUUCAAGAAUUUCUUACUGUUGCAGCAAAGCAACUGAAUCCUCAGUCUGUGAAGGAUGCGGUAUCAGUAGCUAACAAUGCCUGUUGGGCUAUUGGAGAAUUAGCAAUCAAGAUUGGCAAAGAAAUUGCACCUGUGGUGAUCACUGUUGUUUCUUGCUUGGUUCCCAUUCUAAAAUCCCCAGAGGGUUUGAACAAGUCACUUAUUGAAAAUAGUGCGAUCACUCUUGGGAGGCUUAGCUGGGUCUGUCCAGACAUUGUGGCCCCUCAUAUGGAACAUUUCAUGCAAGCAUGGUGCAAUGCCUUGUGCAUGAUCAGAGAUGAUUUUGAGAAAGAGGAUGCUUUUCAUGGACUGUGUGCAAUGGUGGCGGCAAACCCUACAGGAGCCGCUGGUUCAUUAGCUUACAUCUUCCAGGCCUGUGCAAGUUGGACUGAGAUAAAAAGUGAAGGUCUUCACAAUGAAGUGUGCCAGAUUCUGAAUGGCUACAAGCAGCUGCUUGGAAACGGUGGGUGGGAACAAUGCAUGGCCACCCUGCAACAAGAUGUUGUGCAGAAAUUAGCUAGAUAUGGAGUAUGA
This is a messenger RNA of Miscanthus lutarioriparius, 2673 nucleotides long. The record is from the annotation of a GenBank genome assembly. Lineage: Eukaryota; Viridiplantae; Streptophyta; Magnoliopsida; Poales; Poaceae.